AUGUUGUAAUCGCUAAUCGACAGCAAGUUAUUUCGGCGCAUGGAUUGCAUUGAUAUUCGCGGAAAUUGUACAAGGAGGAAAUAACAUGAAACUGGUGUUUAAUCCAUAUGAGAGAUUUUAAUGUAUUUACUCAACAAGUGCUCCACUGAUCAUACGCUUGUCAGCUGUUGUAGUUCUCCGUAAUUUUCUGAAAAUAUAACGUCUUAAUAAUAUUUACAAAUAUAGUUUAGUAGUAACUAACGUAACUCAGUCAUUGAGUAAACGGAGCAAACAUAGCCAGAAACCUAACUAGAAGUAUGUUGUUGAUUGAUGCAUGUGAAUUAUACCACCGAACUCUGCGGUACAACUAAUGAAUGGAUACAGUUCAGUGCGUACAACGAAAUGUGUGUUAGGGUUACUUUAUUGUCAUCCAUCUGGGUUAACAGAAACUCCGUGAUAGCAUUCCCCUGACAAUUCAUCCGCGGGGUAGAAAAUCAUUUGGACAGGUUGCCUCUGUGUGCUGAUCUUGGAUCAGCAGUUAUUUUGUUCAUAUGAGUUUAGGAGAUUUUAUUAGGACUGGGUAAACCGAUUCUAGGUCAGCGUGCGAACCCGAAACUACUCUGCGUGCGCGGAUCCCAGAUGCGCACCACUAAGAGCUAAUAAAAUAACGUAAAUUAACUAAAAUACAUCGUCCAGUUAACAAUCUAAUUUAGGUAGCCAUCUAUCUUUCAGCGAUACAACGAGGUUGGAUGAAAAACGACGUCUAUACUGUUUUGCAGUCGCAGAGCCUGAUUAUGUCUCAGCAUGCUGUGCUGUCUGUGGGAGCCAAGUCAUGGAGGUCCCUCCCCUGCUUGCGCACAGAGCUGCGGCUGGACUUGACCCUAAGCUGUGGCCAGUCUUUCCGAUGGCGUGAAACAGGUGAGGGCCACUGGACAGGAGUGAUCGGCGGGCGUGUGUGGACACUGACACAGACGGAAGACACACUGUGGUACUACACCUACAGCAUGCAGGACAGCGCAGGGGAGGUGAAUGGGAGGAAGAGGAGAGGGGAAGUAAGGCCACAUGGGCCUGUGAAGAGGACCAAAGGAAUGAUCACUGUGAAGGAAGAGGAACCCACUGAGGACCUAGAGCCAAAGGCCAUGACUACUGAAUAUGACCAUAAGGAGGAAGAGGUCCUUAAGGAUUACUUCCAGCUGAAUGUGAACAUGGCAGAGCUGUACAAGCAAUGGGGCACUGCAGACUCUCACUUCAAAUCCAUUGCCAAAGCGUUCACAGGUGUGAGAAUGCUGCGUCAGGAUCCUACUGAAUGCCUUUUCUCCUUUAUUUGCACCUCCAACAACCACAUCUCCCGCAUCCAGGGCAUGGUGGAGAGGCUGUGCAACACACUGGGAGCACCCUUGUGCCAGCUGGAUGGGACCCCUUACCACAACUUUCCCACCUUGCAAGCCUUAGCAGACAGCAGUGUGGAGUCCUGUCUUAGAAAUCUGGGCUUUGGGUACCGUGCCCGUUUCCUGCAGCAGAGUGCCAGACAGAUCAUGGACAACCAUGGUCUAGACUGGCUGAACAGCCUACGCUCCGUCCCCUAUUUGCAAGCUCGGGAUGCACUGCGCAGCCUGCCUGGAGUCGGACUUAAGGUGGCAGACUGUGCCUGCCUGAUGUCUCUGGACAAGGCACAAGCAGUUCCUGUGGACACACACGUGUGGCAGAUUGCUCAGAGAGACUACCGCUGCACUGCGGGGAAAGGCCACAAGAGCCUGACGGACAAAGUCUAUCGGGACAUUGGUGACUUCUUCCGACAGCUGUGGGGUCCUUAUGCUGGUUGGGCACAGUCUGUAUUGUUCUGUUCGGAUCUGAAAAAAUUCCAGGAGCUGAAAGAGAUGGCUGUAAAAAAGGAGAAGUCAGAGGUUAAGAUAACAAGAAAAAAAAUUAUGAAGAAAACCUGACAUGAAGUAACUGUACAGAGAGUAAAGUGCCUGAUCGCAGAGUAGAACAACAGCCAUGAAGAGAGAUCAUUGUUGGUAUAAAGUGUACCUUCCUUAUUGUUUUUGACAUGUAAUCUCACACUGUAGUCUCUAAUCCAAGGGGGUGUCCAAUCUUAUCCAAAAAGGGCCAGUGUGGUUGCAGGUUUUUAUUUAUGCCCAGAACUACAACACCUGAUUUAAUUAACUAAUCCUAGCCUUCAAUCAAGACCAUAAGUAAACUCAGGCAUCUUGGUGCUGGGUUACAACAAAAAGCUGCCCCCACACCGGGCCUUUUUGGAUAAGAUUGGACACUUUAAUCUUUAAUCUAUAUUCAGACAAUGAUUUAGGGCAGGGGUCUUCAACCGUGGGCCUGGAGAGCAACAGGGUCCGCUGGCUUUUGUAGUUACUCAGCACUUGAAUAGCACAGCAAUCGAUCUGUUAAAGCAGCUGAUUACACACAGCUCAGGUCACCUGGUUUCUUGGGUCUGAAUCGGUUGCUGAUCUUAAGGCGAAAACAAAAACCAGGUGACUGAUCCUGUGGCUCGUCUGGACCAGCAUUGAGAAUUGAUCAUUUUGGGAUACUUUUCUUUCCUCCUGUAUGUCCAAUGAAGUAAUGCGACCUUUAUUUUCCAGACUUUUUUCUUAGUUUUUCUUUAACAAAGAAAGAUGUAUUGUGUGAUUAUGUGAAAGUCAGAUACUCUGCCAGCAGCUGAACUGAAUGGGGCGUACAGCUCAGAACAGAAGAAGGGCAAUCUUUGAUUUGCCUGUUCUGUUAUAUGAUCAGAGGUGAAGUAAAACCACAGAAGGCAGUGAAUUAUGGUUAGGCUUGGAAGACUUCAGAAUUUAUUUUUGCUCUCAAAUAUGUGGCACAAAUGUAAAUUAAUCUGAUAAUUAAUCUGUAGUAAGGAUCCUGUUAAGAACCGGUUAAGUCACUGCUCUUGUGCAUGGAUAAGUGCAUGGACCAGUUAAUUCUAGUCUCCCAGAUAGCAAGAUCAUCUCUCACAUAAUAUAGUGCUUAAUAUUCUAUUGGUUUCAUGCUAAAAAAAGGAAAUAUGUGAAAAGCAAUUUUGUCAUAAUUGACAUAAACAUCCAAAUUAUUUGUCCCUCCCCCCUUUUUGUACUUAAAAAAAAGAAGUAAUUGUGAUGCUAUAGUGUUACUGAUGCCAGUGAAUGUUUUCCAUACUACAGGCCACAAAGCAUAUUCUGGUAAACUAGCAAAGACUCAAGGAAAGGUACAUCUCUGACUGAUGAAAUGUGGAUUCCUGUUGGUGUCUGGUGAGCAGUUGGAGACGACAGUGUGCAGGAGUCUUGCCACAGGUCUCAGAGUCCAUCCAGGUGAUCUGUAGUGUCUGCUGGUAUUUGGUGUGUUUCAACACCAGUGAUUCAUUCAAGUCUUUGAGUUGCUAGAGUCCAUGUACCUUGUUCUCAAGGCCAUAUUUGACUACCAGUUAAACGGAAGCCACAGAAACCUGUAGGCACGGUGGCCCCGCAGGACUUUAGUUUAACACCCCUGACUAAAACCUUCACCACCUUAGUUGGGGAAGCAACUUGUGUCACUACUGCAGACUCCAGCUAAAAUCAGCUAAAGACCCAGACUCAACAUGUACUUUUUCCAAACAAAGUUAACGAAAGUUAAUGAAAUCCUUUUAAAUUAAUUAAGGAAAUGCCAAAAAAUCACCUGUGUUACUUAUAAAAUGAAAAGCAAGUGAAAUUUGCUGAGCCACUGCAACAGCAUACCCUGUCAAUUUGUGCUGCUUCAUAUUAUCUUGAAUGACUAUUAUUUUCUGUGAUGUUCUAGAAAUCUCUUAUUUCAGCUAGCUUAUUAGCAAGCUAGCAGCUCAUUUUGUUUAUCAUCGCCUAGCCAAAAACUUGCCAGGUUACUGUAAAGGCAAGCAAGAUUUAUGACUUCAAUUUGUUUUUGCCUUUCUUCGUUUGUUUUAUCUAGAUAGCUAUACGUCUUUGUUUUUCACCUGGCCAAAUGGCUAAUUUCCUAGUUCAUUUCCUAGUUAGUAGAUUUAAGUAGCCUGGUAACUAUCACAUUGUAGCUAUGUAGGAAUACAUAGCUUUUCAUAAACUGUUCGGUGUAAAUGUUAUCUUAGUAUGGAGAGGGGAAAUGGGGUUUUUCUACUAUGAGGUGUAUGUUUAAUAUGAGAAUAAAACUGCAACAUUUUACAAAAUAA
Anguilla rostrata (American eel) is the source of this 4120-nucleotide messenger RNA. RefSeq names its product 8-oxoguanine DNA glycosylase (gene ogg1). Gene Ontology annotation, cellular component: nucleus. Gene Ontology annotation, biological process: base-excision repair; nucleotide-excision repair; base-excision repair, AP site formation. NCBI's taxonomy places the organism in Eukaryota, Metazoa, Chordata, Actinopteri, Anguilliformes, Anguillidae. The record is from RefSeq and is a predicted model, not a curated record. The transcript has 8 exons. Gene Ontology annotation, molecular function: damaged DNA binding; 8-oxo-7,8-dihydroguanine DNA N-glycosylase activity. Bases 729 to 1922 code for a protein of 397 amino acids.